AUGGCCAAAUACAUGACCGCACCAAGUAGCCACUUCUAUCCCAUCCCUGACAAAGUCUCCCUCGAAGCCGCAGCCUUGAUCGAACCACUAGCAGUAUCCUGGCACGCAGUCAACGUUUCACCCUUCAAACCCGGUCACAACGUACUGAUCGUUGGCGGCGGCCCAAUUGGGAUCGGCAUCUUGCAGGUGCUCAAACUGCAAGGCGCGAAGAACGUCAUGGUUUCUGAGAUGACGGAGAGUCGUAAGAGAUUCGCACUCGAGUACGGUGCAACGCAUGUCCUGGACCCGUCACAGGUUGACGUGGCGGGCAAAGUGCGGGAGAUUACGAACGGGAUUGGGGCGGACGUGAUCUAUGACACGGCUGGUGUGGAGAUUGCGCUGAAUAGUGCUAUCCGUGCUUGUCGGACGCAUGGGAGUAUUGUCAACAUUGCGGUUUGGCAGAAACGGCCUGCGAUUCAUGUCAAUGAUCUGAUGUACCAUGAGAUCAAGUAUGAGGGUGCGACUUUGUAUGAUGAGGAGUCAUUUCGGGAUGUGAUCAGGGCGUUGAGCUAUGGUCAAUUGCAACCGGAGAAGAUGAUCACCGGGAAGAUAAGGCUGGACGAGGUGGUAGACAAAGGAUUCAAAGCCUUGGUAGGAGAGGAGCGUGAGAAACAUUGUAAAAUCCUGGUGGACGUGCAGAAUUAG
Molecule: messenger RNA, 684 nt
Organism: Aspergillus chevalieri
Lineage: Eukaryota; Fungi; Ascomycota; Eurotiomycetes; Eurotiales; Aspergillaceae
Exons: 2
Coding region: 1-684 (227 amino acids)
Source: RefSeq, a predicted model, not a curated record